AUGUCCCGACCUGUUUCUCCCGCAACCUCCAUUGGUACUCACAUAUCAGGAAUUUCCCAUCCCCCUGGUUCGCGCAAACGCCGUCGCAUCUCCGUUCUGAACGGUAUCUCCGGUGAUGAACUUUUAAAUCGAAUUAGUGAUUGGGAUGAUGGACAAAAGUCAGCUUCAUCAAUAUCACAUACGUCUCGGAGUUCCCUGUCUUUGUCUGCGAUUUCCCCAGCGACUCCCAAGGAGGAUAACAAAGCAACGCGAGUCCCUGCACCAUCCGUGCUGGUCGAUCCCCUACCGCGUGGACAUCUUGACGACCCAUUCGACUGGUACGAGGAUAUCGAGGAAGCUCAGGUUCCCACUGAGCUCGACAAGUUAAGGAAUGACUAUCAAGCCGAACUAAAAGCCAGUCACAGCCGCAUUGCUCGCUUGGUGCGACAGAUCAACGUUCUGCAAGGGAAUAUCCGGCUGCAGGCCGCAGAAAUUCGAUUUCUCAGGGAGCAAAGGGACCACUUUCGCGACAUGCAGAGUAACUCCAAUGCCGACCCCAAACUGCGCUCGAACUGGGACUCCGAGCAACAGCAGGAACUAAUCCAGCUGCAAGCUGAGCAGGUCCAGUCCCUCACCGCUGAAAGAGACUACUAUCGCCACGAGCGAGACUACUACCGUGACCGUAUUCCUCGCUUAACUUCGCUGACUGGUUCCCCACCACCGCUGCCGAGACCAUUGUCACCAUACGACCCGAAGACGUCCGUUUUACCGGCUUCGUUGAAGAGUUCGGGGCAUCAGGAUAAAGCAGAAGGGGAUUUUGUUGAGCGCAGCUCCAUGUCAUUGCACUCUCCCCAGAAGCGCAAGCGUGACACAGCGAUCGAAGAAGAUUAUAUUGUCUAA
Aspergillus niger is the source of this 879-nucleotide messenger RNA. RefSeq lists its product as uncharacterized. The record is from RefSeq and is a predicted model, not a curated record. The transcript has a single exon. The coding region runs from base 1 to 879 and encodes 292 amino acids. Lineage: Eukaryota; Fungi; Ascomycota; Eurotiomycetes; Eurotiales; Aspergillaceae.